AUGCUCAAUCGAGAUGAAAUUGACAUAUCGUGGGAUGCGAAGGAUCUAUUUCCCAAGGACUUCAAGGCAGAGGUUUUUUUCUCAGAGAUGGAUUCUGUUUCCUCUGUAACCCCUGUGGACUCUUCCUGCUUCGAAGAGAAAGAUGGCCUUCCUGUUGAGGCAUUUGCUAAAGUUCAAGAAUUUUUUAAUAGUGUUGAUUGGUUAGUCCCAAAGGGCGAUGCCACUGUUGAAGUUCUCCAACAGAUGUCUGUUGAAGCUUAUUCUCAAACUAAAACAUAUCAGGUGAACCAGAGCCUAGCUGCACUAGGUGUUAAAUCUGUUGCUAAGAGCACACCAGAUUUGCCUUCAGACAACCGUUCUAAUUUCUUGCCGGAAAUGUCCGCAAGUGCAGAUAUGGAGAGAAAGCAGGAUGAUCCCCACUCCCAAAAUGUGACUAUCCCAUCUCAAAAGCAAACCCUUAUUCCUUCGGCAGAUCUUUCUUCACUCCCAUCAUCUUUGCUACCUCAUCAACUUUCAAUUUCACAGUCCAACUCCAUUGCUCAACAAAGUAAAGCUGACACAUCACAUUCUAGAACUUCUCCCUCAACUCCCGCACUUCCUCCAGCAAAAAUCGCUGAUAUUGGCAACAGAAAACAUCCAUCUACACUGGAGGCAAGUUCUCUGAAAGAGGACUCUGGAGUUGUCUCUCCUAGAAUAUCCCAUAAGAAAUUCGUGAGGGUUAGGCUAUCUCAACUCGACUCCCCUCAUUCAACUGCAGAUGCUGUUGGAGCCGCCAAAGUUGCCACUUCCCCACCGCCUCCUCCCCCUCCACCACUUCUAUCUCCACAUACUGCUACAUCCGAAUCUCCUUCUUCCACAACAACUAAGUCACCUUUCCUAAAUGUUAUUGAAGGUACUGGGCGCCAAUCACUCCCUCAUAUUUCCUCUCUCGAAACAGACAUCACUCGUAAAACUGUGCCUCAUCCUCCCCCGCCUCCUACCCCACCUUAUGCGACUCCGAUUCAGGAAAUUUCAACCGAUUCAUCUGCUCCUAUUCCAGUUGGACCUUUCGUUGCGCCAGCCUCUCAUUUGAACAAGAACUUAGAUUCUGAAAGACCUUCACCUCCUCCUCCGCCUCCGUCUCCGCCUCUACCUCCUUUUGAACCGCCUAAUGAGCCUUCAUCUCUCAGAGGUGCGCCCCCAUCUAUAGUACCUCCAUCACCUUGUGGUCCAGCUCCAUCGGAACCCCAUUUGGAGAAGCACUCUGCUUCUGGAGUUAUGCCUCCACCUCCUUUGACCCCUCAUUUGAAAGAUAAUUCCGUCCCCAGACCUGCACCACCCGCACCUCCACCCCCUCCAAGUUUUGGACAGGUUGCCCCGCCUUUGACUCCACCUAAGGCCAGACCUGCUCCACCUACACCUCCACCUCUACCUCCUCCUCCUCUAGAGACACCCAAGGAGAGGUAUAGUGGAGAAGAGCUCUCUUCUCCACCUUCUGGGCUGGCUGCUUCUCCCCGAGCAACACCUUUGAAGAUUAGUUUGAACGCGAAACCUGCUAUGUGCCCACCACCACCUUCUCCUUCAAUGCCUUUUGGAGAAGUGUCUGUAGCAGGUGGGCCUCCUCUUCCUCCUCCUCCUCCUCCUCCACAUUCUAGCCAGAGUGCAAGACCUACAAAUUCAGUAAUUUUACCUCCACCACCUCUGCCUCCUAACCCUAGCCUCAGCAUGAGUGGUCCUCCAUCUGUUCCUUUUGCUCCUCCGUCUCCACUCCUUUCCUCCAGAGAGCCAGCUAGUUUGUCAAAUUCUGUUCCGUCAAGCAGCAACAAAGAUACUAGUAUGCCUGGAUCUCCAUCUCCUCCUCCGCCUUCAACUCCUCCACUUGGAGCCGCAGGGAAAAGUUUAUUGUCUCGUACUCAGACUUCACGUUGUCAAUCGAAGAAACUGAAGCCGUUACAUUGGUUAAAACUAUCAAGAGCAGUUUCUGGCAGCUUGUGGGCAGAGACGCAAAAAUCUGAAGCUUCUAGGGCACCGGAGAUUGAUAUUUCAGAACUUGAAUCUCUAUUCUCUACUGUUGUUCCAAAUUCAGAUCAAGGGGGUUCAGGUAGAAAAACUGGUACACUAGGCUCAGUGGGUAAACCUGAAAAAGUGCAACUGCGAGUCCGAGCUUGUUGUCAGAAUGCACCGUGGGUCACCGCAAUGGACCAAGAUUUGACUAAAGAGAAUCAAAGGCUCUUGCUUGAAUGCACAUGA
Striga asiatica is the source of this 2229-nucleotide messenger RNA. The record is from the annotation of a GenBank genome assembly. NCBI's taxonomy places the organism in Eukaryota, Viridiplantae, Streptophyta, Magnoliopsida, Lamiales, Orobanchaceae.